AUGAUCCGCUACGGAUUAGCGCUCUACCUCUGCCUAGGUAUAGCUCAUGGAGCCUAUUUUUCUCAGUUUUCAAUGAGAGCUCCUGACCAUGAUCCUUGCCAUGAUCAUACCGGAAGACCAGUCCGAUGUGUUCCUGAGUUUAUCAAUGCCGCCUUUGGUAAACCAGUGAUUGCCAGUGACACUUGUGGAACUAACGGCCCAUCCAAAUUCUGUACUGUCAAAGAAGGUCCAGAUGGAAUUAUUCGUGAACAGUGUGACACUUGUGACGCUCGCAAUCCUCUUCUAUCCCAUCCAGCUUCUCUCCUCACCGAUUUGAACUCGAUUGGGAACAUGACGUGCUGGGUUUCCACUCCAAGUUUGAGCCCACAAAAUGUGUCACUCACCUUGUCACUCGGUAAAAAGUUCGAGCUCACUUACGUCUCAAUGCACUUUUGUUCUCGUCUCCCGGAUUCGAUGGCACUUUACAAAUCGGCCGACUUUGGAAAAACAUGGACUCCCUUCCAAUUUUACUCUUCUGAAUGCCGACGAAUUUUUGGCCGGGAACCGGAUGUUAGUAUCACCAAGUCAAACGAGCAAGAAGCCGUCUGUACAGCUUCACACAUUAUGGGGCCAGGUGGAAACCGUGUUGCGUUCCCAUUCCUGGAGAAUCGACCAUCUGCCCAAAACUUUGAGAACUCGCCGGUACUUCAGGAUUGGGUCACAGCCACUGAUAUCAAGGUGGUCUUCUCUAGACUAAGCCCAGAUCAGGCUGAACUAUACGGAUUGUCUAACGAUGUCAAUUCAUAUGGAAACGAUACCGACGACGAAGUCAAACAACGUUAUUUCUACUCAAUGGGAGAACUUGCAGUUGGUGGUCGCUGCAAAUGUAAUGGUCACGCCAGCCGAUGCAUCUUUGACAAAAUGGGCCGGUAUACAUGUGACUGCAAACAUAAUACAGCGGGAACCGAAUGCGAAAUGUGCAAACCGUUCCAUUACGAUCGUCCAUGGGGAAGAGCCACUGCCAACUCAGCCAACUCUUGCGUCGCUUGCAACUGCAACCAACACGCAAAGAGAUGCCGAUUCGACGCUGAGCUCUUCAGAUUGAGUGGAAACCGAUCGGGAGGUGUCUGCUUAAACUGUAGACACAACACAGCAGGAAGAAAUUGUCACUUGUGCAAACCUGGAUUCGUUAGAGACACUUCGCUACCAAUGACUCAUCGUAAAGCCUGUAAAUUUGCUUCAUCAACAACUUGUGAUGGUGCUCAACGAAGCACUUGCGGUUGUCACCCGGUCGGAUCCCUCGGAAAGAGUUGCAAUCAAUCAUCAGGACAAUGUGUGUGCAAACCUGGAGUCACUGGAACCACAUGCAACCGCUGUGCGAAGGGCUACCAACAGAGCCGUUCCACUGUCACUCCAUGUAUCAAAAUUCCGACGAAGGCAGAUUUCAUUGGAUCAUCGAAUUCAGGGGAGCAAGACCAGUGUUCAAAGUGCCGAAUUGUUCCGAAGAGACUUAACCAGAAGAAAUAUUGCAAGCGGGAUCAUGCUGCUCAGAUGGUUGUGGUUAGCCGCGAGAUGGUUGAUGGAUGGGCAAAGUACAAGAUCGUCAUCGAGUCUGUGUUCAAACGUGGAAACGAGAACAUUCAACGCGGCGAGACAUCUCUCUGGAUCUCCCCUCAAGGUGUCAUUUGCAAGUGUCCGAAGCUCCGCGUCGGACGUCGUUAUCUUCUCCUUGGCAAGAAUGAUUCGGAUCACGAGCGUGAUGGAUUGAUUGUCAACCCGCAAACUGUUUUGGUUGAGUGGGAAGACGAUAUAAUGGAUAAGGUUCUCCGCUUUUCAAAGAAGGACAAACUCGGACAGUGCCCAGAGAUUACUUCACACCGAUACUAA
This is a messenger RNA of Caenorhabditis briggsae, 1866 nucleotides long. RefSeq names its product Protein CBR-UNC-6 (gene Cbr-unc-6). The transcript has 14 exons. Gene Ontology annotation, molecular function: protein binding. Bases 1 to 1866 code for a protein of 621 amino acids. The record is from RefSeq and is a predicted model, not a curated record. NCBI's taxonomy places the organism in Eukaryota, Metazoa, Nematoda, Chromadorea, Rhabditida, Rhabditidae.